Molecule: messenger RNA, 8804 nt
Organism: Trichogramma pretiosum
Lineage: Eukaryota; Metazoa; Arthropoda; Insecta; Hymenoptera; Trichogrammatidae
Exons: 8
Coding region: 1654-7473 (1939 amino acids)
Molecular function (GO): protein binding
Source: RefSeq, a predicted model, not a curated record
CUUGCUGCAAGUUUGCGGCUGAAGAAAGUCUAUAUGUGUGUGUGCACGCAUAUACUUACAUAUACACACAGGGGAAUCUACGCGUAUCUAUAUAUAUAAUCGGCCGCAAUAAGAGAAAGCGUAUUGUGUAUACACAGCAGCAGCAGCAGCAGCGCAGCACCGAGCACGCACAGGGAGAGCUGUCAGUAUGUGACUCCGAAGCGUGAAAUUCUCUCUUUCUUUCUCUCCUAUCUGGCUCUUGUGUGUGUUCUUCGCGAAUUCGACCGACUGUUGUCCGUACUCCGUCUGUCUGCGUGCUGCUGCCUCGUUAUACAGCAGCGAGAACAGCCAACACCUCUUCUCUCUCACUCUCUCGUACAAAUACUCGAAUACAUCUUAAUAGACAAACAGCCGUGGCCAGCAGUGCUGCGUUCGGAAAUUAUCAUCGCCGUCGUAUCGCGCCUUCGUAUCUCUCUCUCUCUUCUUUGAUGUGUUGUGCUUUCACACGCGGCGUAUUAUCAUUACAAUAACUUUUGUGCUGCUGCUGCAUAUCGCUUGUGUUGUACAUUCGACGUCGACGACGACUGCUCGUGCUCUGCUGGCCGGAGGAGCAGCUCAGUUGUAUAUCGUGUCUUUCUCUGUCUGAGUCAGUGUGCUCGAAGUGCAGCAGUGGUGCGCGCGUGCGAAUUUGACGUUGCAACACAUUCUCUCCUUAUUGAGACUUAUUGAUGAAUAAGUCGACGCGACGACCCGUACACAUGCGUGAUACAUCGUCGUACGCAUCGUACGAGUGUAUACAUUAAAAAGAAAAAAAGAAAAAAUCGGAGGAGAACGAAGAAGAAGAUCAAGUGGACGAGAAGUGCCAAGUCUCUCUUGUGUGUUUAUCAAUUAAAAUUCCUGCGUCUCGCUGCUAUACUGCUGCUAGGCACUGGCAGUCUGCAAGAUCCAGAGAGAGAGAGAGAGAUAGAUAUAUAGACACUGUCAAGUGUAGUGUCCACGCAAGGGCGAAAGAGAGAGGAAGAAGCGCAUCGAGUGCAUGCUUUUCCACGCGACGACGACGACUAUAUAUUAAAUUAAUUGUGCAUCGAUCGUAGCUCAUCAUCAAUGAAAAUCAUCGUCUACGCCGAGCCGCGGAGCUGACAAGCCCCGCUUGGUUAAUAAUCAACGCGACGCAACGGCCUGCAGUGUGUCAGCUCCUCUGCACCUUGCCUGCUGCACAGUCACAGGCACACGCACACACAUUUGUUAUUGUUAUAUAUAUAUAUGGAAAGGAGGAUGCUCUCCAUGCUGCCCCUGCCGUAAUGCAGCUCGACGAUUCUCUCUGUACAUACGCUAAAGGCGAAUGAAUCCUCGUAUUUUAUGCACACACGACGAGGAACAAUAAAAACGCAAAGGGAUCUUCGACUCUCGGCAGGCCUGUGCUGCGCGCUGAAAUCGAUGCGAGCGGCGGUAGUGAUUCUCUUAUUCACGAGCGACUCGAUGAAAGGAAAGGAAAGAAAGGCAAGAGAGUAAUGUUUUAUGAGUGAAAAAAAAGAAGAAGUUACCGUCGCGACGAUGCGUUUUUCAGCGAAAACUAUAGCAGUCCCAUGGUGAAUCGGCGCGAACGCAAUGGAUAUAUUUUUCAUCGUUCAUUGAGGGUCAUCAAAGAGAGUAAAAAAAAAGAAAAACCCAGUCAUGGCGGACUUGGAGAUCGAGGCCGAGACGUCGGCCGCCUUCGGUCCCUCCGAGGGCGGCUCGUCGACGUCGUCGAGCGUCGAUCUGAAAAAGUCCAUCGACAACGACGCACGGCUCGUCGAAAAGACCACCACCACCUGUACGUCAGCGGCGGCGGCGGCCGUCGUCGACGCCGGAGAGAUGAGCGACGACGAGAGCAGUAGCAAUAGUGGCAGCGACGACGACGACGACGAGGACAUCGACGCGAAUCUGUACAUACCUUCGAAGACGCUGGGCGAGUCGGCCCGAGAGACGAUCGUCAACAAGACGAGGCCCGGCGCGGGCAGCAACGGCCUCAGCAACGGCGACGGCUCGUACUUCAAGGAGAACGUCGCGCCGAGUAAAACCAACGACAAGCCCAACAUAACUGUCGAGCCUUACGAAACGAAGCAGCAGCAGCAGCAGCAGCACUCGUCGUCGUCCUCGACGUGCAGUAGAAAUUAUUACUUCAUCGACGCGUCGAGUCUUCACGACGACGUGGACGACCUUCAGCCGCCAGCCAACGAGACGACCUCGUCGUCGUCGCCCUACGGCAGUCUGCCCUGGUACAACAGCAGCAGCGCUCGAACGAACGAUUCGACCAGCGAGCAGCAGCAGACGGCAGCGGCACAGCAACGACCAUCGACCAUCACGAACGAGGAUGGAUCGUCGUCAUCGAAAGCAACGAUAACGCCGAUAAUUUUAAACGAGGACGCUUCGGUCCAGAAACACAAAACGAUAACGACUACGACUACGACGACUACGACUACGACGACUUUGAACAAGGAGUCACUGGCGAUCGAGAUCAAGGAGGCGGACAGCGGCGAGAGCGGCCAGAUAUCGCCUUGUCCGGACAACACCAAGAUGCCCGCAGGAACGAUACAGAAACUGGCCAACGAGCUGUCGAGCCUCGGCAUCAAGAGCAACGACACGGCUCCGGUAGCAGUAGCCGCCGCCGCUCCGACGAUCCCCAUCAGGCGGGACAACACCUUCGAGCUCGACUCGGAAUUGUCCGGCGAGAGGCGACUGUCGAGCCUGAGCUCGAGGCUGCAGGGAAGCGACUACGAGCGACUGCAGGGCGAGCUCGUGUUCAAGAGCUCGAUCACGCAGUACUCGCAGCAUCAUCUCGAUGUGGCGGUCGUGCCGUUCCCGGUCGUCGUUGACGAUGUAGCAGCACCAUUGAAAGUAAUAGAUUCGUCGUCGUCCUCGCAGCCGCCGGCGAUGCUGCGCUGUCAGAGCGACAAGCAGCUGCCGACUGCUACGCACGCCUACACGGACAGUACGGAGGGCCCGUUCAGCAGUCUGCCGGUCACGGUGGUCGAGAAGCUGGAGAAAAAAUCGAACACCUCGUCGAGGAUCAUCAACGACUCGCCCAUAGUGUCGGGUGGCGUCUCGUGCGAGGACUUCAAGCAGCAGAUCAAGCAGCGACUGCAGUCGAGCGGCGGCCGCAAGAGCGAGUCGGCGCCGAUCGUGUCGGGCGGCGCCGUCGACCUGCCGCAGAAGAGUCCACCACCGCGCGGCGGCGGGUCAGCCGCCACGCAGGCUCGUCGAUCCGCGGCGACGGCCGCCUGGGUCGUCGACAUGAGCGAUUGCACCAGCCAGGCGACGACGAGCGCGCGCGGCAACAAAAAUCAAUCGCAAGGCCCGCCACCGCCGCCGUAUCAAUUGCAUCAACCACAGCAGCCCAACAGUUUCAAUUCCUUCAGGUCCGGGACGACGGGUCGCACCGAAUCGGGCACGACGAGCGGCAGCAGCAGCCUCGGCUACUUCGUGAACUUCGACAAUCUGAGUUCGGCUAGCUCGGCCGAGCAGCAGCAGCAUCAGCAGCGCCGCAAACCGAGCGACGCCGGCAGCUCCUGCUGCGAGUUCUACGUCGACCUGGGCUCGACGACGUCGGAUUCGAAGACGGCCACCGAGCUGGGCACGACGACCGAGAGCGGCGCCAGCAGUCAGCCCAGCAGCUCGGGGCCGGACAGCGGCCGGCGUAACAUGUUCUCCAUGUUCAUCGACAUCAACAACGACUCGAGAACGACGGAGACGACGACGACGAAGCCCCAGACGAAGCCUCGGCUGCGCGGCGUGGCCAAGUCCAACUCGUCCUCGCUGAUAUCCGAGCAGCUGAAGCAAGCGACGCGGGAGGAGGAGGAGGCGGCAGCCGAGGCUCCGAAACCGAAGCCGCGCGGCGGCGUCUUCAUGUUCAUCGAGUCGGACUCGCCGGUGGUGCGCAGACGCACCAUGUCGAGCUCGCGCACCCAACAAGCCUUCAAGCGCCACAGCUGGAAUUCGGACAAGAGCGGCCCCGAGGACGAGAGCCAGCUGCAGGCACUCAACGGCAGCGCUACUCAACAGCAGCAGCCACAGCCACAGCCACAACAGAAUACGAACAAAGCAGCGCCACCGACGACGACGACGACGACGCUGAGGCAGCACAAGCGAGCCCAGAGCCUGUCGGUGGAGCGGGGCGGCGAUCUGCGCAAAGCCCUGAUGAGCCACAAGCAGCUGCAGCAGGUGGCGGCCCGCGAGCAGGGCUCCUGCGAGGAGGACGAGGCCACCAGCCGUCGCGACACACCGCCCAACUCCUACGUGGAGCAGCUGCCGCGCGAGCUGCACGAGCGCCGUAGGCGCAAGGCCGUCAAGGACCUCGAGCCCGAGCUGCAGAAGAAGUGCGACAGCAGUACCUUCGAUCUCAUCAGUAACGGGGCGGCGAGCGAGGCCGACUGUCGGCAUCAUCGUCGUCAUAAUCAUCGUCGCGGCGAUCGCAGCUACUCGGCCGGCAACAGCAAUCUCAUGACGCUGGAUCUGCUGGCCGACACGGCGGAAUCUCAGCAGCAGCAGCAGCCGAUUCAACAAAAGGCCGAGGCCGGCAGCAGCUGCUUCACCACGUCCAACGACUCGAGCAUACCCGACCUGGUGGAUCCGGGCACGAGCGACUCGAGCCUGCCGUAUAAUAAUCAUCAUCAUCAUCAUCGUAAUCAUCACGCGGAGCAGGGCGGCGAGUUCAACAACAACAAUACGCCCGACGUCACGGUGCCGAAUCUCGAGGCCGACACCGACACCCUCGUGUCCGAGUCCAACUCCAGUCUGCAGAGCAGUACGGGCCAGUCCGUGCAGGAGAGCACGGGCGGCGGCACCGACUCGUCGUCCAUCAGCACGACCGGCGAGCAGCCCCUGUACAACAGGCUCGGCGAGGACCUCCUCAAGAUGUUCGUCGGCGAGGUCGACACCGACGUGACGAUAGACGUGGGCGGUCGCCACAUCAAGGCCCACAAGUGCAUACUCAGCUCGAGGUGUCAGUACUUCGCCGCCAUGCUCAGCGGCGGCUGGGUCGAGAACGCCGGCAACAUCAUUUCCCUGCAAGGGUACACCUACGACGUGGUGCACUUCGCGCUGUGUCACAUUUAUUGCGGUGAAAUUUGCAUCCCCGAGACAUUGAGCAUCGUCGAGUUGGCCACGUUGGCCGAUCUGCUCUGUCUGGAAGGUCUCAAGGAGUGCAUCGGCUACACUUUAAAAGUGCAAUAUUGUCACAACUUUCACAGGCCAUGCAACGGCUGCACGGUCGGAGUUUUGGAGUGCUUGCCGAUCGCCGCCGCUUACGGUUUGGACGAAGUUUACCGAAAGUCGCUCAGGUGGAUCACCAAACACUUCGUCCGUGUUUGGUCGAGCAAAGAAUUCGCUACAUUCCCCAAGGAACUUAUGAACAAAUGUUAUCAUCAACAUAUCGUGCACAUGAGUAUAGAAAACGUUUUGCAAACGAUUAUGGACUGUGAUCAACUGCUCACCAUACUACCGAACGUACGCUGGGCCGAGACUGUGUUCCUGCUGGCCUCGAAUCUGCUGGAUACGUCCAUGAAAUUCCUCACGGACAAUUUCCCCUCGAUCCUCAGCACCGACAGCUUUCUGAAUCUCGACCACGAGUUCACGUGGAACAUCGGCCGGCUGGAGAAGCAUCUGCUCGCGGCCGCCGAGCGACUGGCGCCCGAGCAGGCCUGCAAGGCCUACUCCAAGACCCACAAGAUGUUCAAGAUCGAGAACCGCUUCAACUGGAGCCCGAUCUUCGAGGACUUCAUGACCAAGAUACGCGUGCAGAUCGAGAAGUGUCUGAUACGCGACGCCGCGAGAGCCGCGAGGACCAACGCCUGGCUGAAGAUGGAUCUCGAGCUGCGCAGGUACAUACAGGAGAAGGCCUGCCUGGUAAUACUGCCCAAUACGGACUCUACAAGCAGCACGAGGUCCAUGUCGUCCGCCAAGCGAUCGUCCAGGCACUCGGACUUCAUGAAGGAGCCCAAGGAGUUCAAGCUGCUCAAGUGUCGCUCGCCGCCCGUACAGGCGGGCGUUGACUUUCGCAAGGUAAAGAUGGCCAUUUCCGAUUACAACGAUCGCACCCACAAGCAGGCCGCCCUACUGCAGACGAAAAAGGUCAUGAACAACAACAACAACAACAACAGCAACAAUAAUCACAAUCACAAUCAUCACAAGACCCCGAAGACCGAUCCGAUGCAGCGCAAGGCGACGACGCAGAGCGAGAAGAUCAUGAGCGAGUCGGCGGCGAGCUCGAGGCCGCGCUCCUGGCCGAACAAGCCGGAGAUCAAGUCGAGAUACCUGGAGCCGCGCGUGCGACCGACUCCCUCCGCAGCCAAAGAGCAACUGCUGACCACGUCGAAGCGCGACCAACAGCAGCAGCAAUUCGGAAUAGCGCCGAAGCAGCGUCAGAAGAUCAUCAUAUCGUCGUCGGACUCGUCGCGCACCUCCAGUCCGGCGAUGAAGCGAGCCGCCGAGAGAAAAUCCAUGAGGCUGUCGUCGUCGUCCCAGUCGAAGGUGCCGGUGCGCGUCGAGGGCAAGGCUCGCUCCUCGGACAAUCUGACGAGCGAGUCGAGCGGUGGCGCCGCCGCGGGCCGAGGCCAGGGCAACGCGAGAAAGGAUCAUCAUACGGCGGCGACCAGCAAGAGCUGCGGCAUCACUCGGCCCGAGUCGCCCAUGCUCGCCAGGUCGAAGAACAGCAGCAGCAGCAGCAACCACCUUCAGCACGAGGGAGGAGGAGUAAGGAAGCCGGUGCCGAAGGCGCGCGCGAAUCUCGGCCGGGCCGCAACCGCCGCCGCCGCCGAAGUGUCGACGUCGCAGGACAGCCUGACGAGCGCCACCUCCACGGCCAGCCGGCUGACCAGCAAGAACUCGCCGAUACUGGGCAAGGUGCAGGCGAAGGCGAGAUUAGCAGCGACCUCGUCGCCGCCAAACUCGCGUCGGAGCGUCACUGCGUCUGCGUCGAGCAAGCAGCGACCGGCGCGCUCGCUCGAGGCGCCCACCGCGGCCAGUCGCAAUCGAGCCGCCGCCGUGGCGAGCUCGUAUCAGGGCUCGCUGAAUCUGCGCAAGAGCCUGCUCGACGCGGCCAAAGCGCCCGAGGUCGUGACGACGACGAGGACGACCACGACGACGACGACGACCGUUCGACAGCAGAGCGUCAGGUCGGAUAAACGCGACGAAUCCAGCCCCCUGACCAAGAGAUCGGUUAUCGGUAAAACUCGACAACAGCAGCCGAUCAUCAGCAGAUCCAGUACCGCGCCGACGACGCGCCAGAAACCCAAGACGGAGGUGAGAUCACCGGCGAUGCAGCCGAAAUCUGCAUCCCGCAAGACGACGACGAGCGUCUGCCCCGCAGACAACACCACCGGAGCAGCAGCUGCUACUGGCGGCGGCAUCGGUGCACCCAAGUUCCUCAGCCAAAGUUCCAGAUCCGGCACCUUUCUCAAAGACGAGCCGACGAUUCUCAACAAAUCCGACAUGGACAAGGUCGCGAUCGAUCUCUAAGCCGAUCCUUCGAAGCUCGAAGUUUCCUGUUCCCAUCCCAAUUUGCAUUCCGACCCCAACGCACCACAUCGUUUAUAUAAUAUAUAUAAACACACACACACAAGUCCCCGCGACAUAAUUAACGUUUAGCCGAUAGAUUUAACGAUAAACAAAUGCCUAUGAGGAAGCUCUCUCUAUCUUUUUUUUCUCGUGACGCAUGUGAUGAUUACUAUAUACGAUACGUACAAUUGCAUUUUGACGCAAGGAAUUUAGUAUGGAAUCUGAUUAUACAUACGCGUAUUCGCGAUUUUGUAAUUGUAAUGAGAAAGGGGGAGCAUUUCUGACUGGGGAGUGAUAUUCGUACUGGUAAUUUGGUAAUCGAUUAUAGUAUAUUACCUUAUAAAGUAUAAGCGUAUUACAAGGUAAACUUCCUUUAGAUCGAUUAUAUCGAUAUCAUUGGAAUGUUUAAUCGGUUGAGUAAUCGAUUAAACGUAUAAGAGACUUCCUGGAUUACGAUUUCUAGGUGAUCGAAGCAUCUAUAUAGUACUCGAGCUCUCGUACGACGCGCGAAGCGUGCGUGAAAAUUUAGUAUGAUAUUAAAUAUAAUUAUUGCUGGUAUGCAUGCAAUCUGUGGCUGUUUUGAAAGCGAAAAAAUUCCAAAAAUAUUUACGUUAAUGAAAAAUUUUAAUCUGAAAAAAAAAAAUAAUAUUGUACGAAAAAUCUAUAUCUAUUACCAAUUAUUAAUGUUUAUUUGAAUUAAGUGCACGUGCAAUGUUCUUGUAAAUUGAUUUAGGUUCGAAACGUAAUAGCUUUAUAAGUACAUUGUAUCAUUAAUGUGUAAGGGCGAGAAGAAAGCUCGCGGGAUUCGGGAGCAUUAGAUAAUUUUUCGACGUUUAUGCCCUGCGAAAAAAAAAAAAAAAGAAGAAAAUGUGUUGAGCGCUCCUGAACACCCGCGAGCGUUGAAUUGUUGAAUGAUGAUGAAACCAUGAUUUUUUUUACGAUUAAUUUAAGAGCGAUAUACGAUUAUUUAGGGAAAAAUAUUUGCCAUUAGCUCAUAAAAAACAAAAAAAUUGAAUGAUACAUUUCAUGAUGCUUGCGUGUCCACGGCACGCACGCGUAAAGAAAUCUCCGAGAUAUACGUGUUACGAAACGAAAUGACAUAUACUUUAUUCAUUAUUUACAAAAAAAAAUUUCAUAUGUACAUUUUACAUACUCUGUAAGGAUUUAUAUGCAAUAUUUAUGUCUAGUCAUUUGCGGGUAAAUAUUGUACGUUUUCAAAUAUUUACUUUCUCAAUGAUCAAUGGAAUAUCUGUGCAAGUGUUAUAAGUAAUAAAAGAAAAAAAAAAACAAAA